Molecule: messenger RNA, 1202 nt
Organism: Daphnia carinata
Lineage: Eukaryota; Metazoa; Arthropoda; Branchiopoda; Diplostraca; Daphniidae
Product: tetraspanin-2A-like
Exons: 5
Coding region: 319-1089 (256 amino acids)
Cellular component (GO): membrane
Source: RefSeq, a predicted model, not a curated record
CCCCACCACCAAGUUAUUGGUCGUUAUUGGUUAUCCUAUUAUAAGCUAGCUUAUUUCUUUUCUAUUUGACGAUUGUGUAACGAUCUCUAUGCAGAGACCGUUAUAUCCCAUUAGCUAUUUAUGUGACUUUAGGAUUGGGACCUCCUCCUCGUAUCGAUGUAUAGGCAAAACACUGACGUGACGCAAAGAGGAGGUGUAAGUUGAAAAAGUACAAGAAAAAGGACGAGAUGCGUUUCUUCGUUUGUUCAUCGAUUGUCAUUCAAAGAAAACGGGUCGAAUUGUGUCUGAUACCGCAUCCCAACUGCUGUCCCGACCGGCAUGCCUUCCAAGAAAAAUGAAGCGAACGAAAGGAAGAAAUGGACAACUAGAUGCAAAUACUUUUUGUACUUCUUCAAUGUCGUCUCUCUGGUGCUGGCUAUUGUUGUGAUGGCAAUGGCCCUUUACAUCCGAGCCGAUUGGACCAUCAAGCACUACAUUUACGAGUUGGAAGCGUAUCUGAUGUGGACGGGCCCUUACAUUCUGAUGGCUUCCUCUUCAUUCACCAUCAUCAUCGCUGCAUUAGGAUGUUGGGCCACCGUUAACGAAAAUACUUUUCUUCUCUCUGCGUUCACGAUGACCACUGGAGCAACGGCGUUGAUUGGUCUCGGCGGCGUUGCCUAUUCGCUCAAUCAUGGCGUCACCUUCUCCGCCAUUACUCCGUGGCUAACGGAUCGCUUCACGUAUUUGGUUUUUGAAUCCGACACUGAUGCUCGAUCGGCUCGCAUUGUUCGAAUUAUGCAAGAAGAAUUGGGCUGUUGUGGUGGAAGUGGAUGGCAAGAUUAUGCCAAUUAUAAUAUGGAAAUUCCGUACGAAUGCCGUAAUCCAGUCACCGGCAACAUGUACGUCUAUGGGUGCGGAAUCAUUUUCUCUGAUUUUAUGGAACCUCUGGUCGCUUGGAUGUCUGGAAUUGCCCUCUUGUUGAUUGUCCUACAGAUAAUGGCCAUGGUAGCUGCCAUGAUUCUGCGCCGCAAUUUCAAACUCGAAGAUAAACUCAUCAGUAGCCACCACAAGUCAGCUUCCUACACUGCUGUGAGGAGCCGAAAUGUUUAAUAUAAAUUAUUGUAUAUGUGUAAAAAAGAUGGAUGUUUCAUUGUUUGUUUUUUUCAUCAAAUUCAGUGAUUCCAUUUCAAUUAUAUUGUUCUACAUUUAUUCCUUUUGCAUGC